Harpegnathos saltator (Jerdon's jumping ant) is the source of this 515-nucleotide messenger RNA. Its product is annotated as histidine-rich glycoprotein. The record is from RefSeq and is a predicted model, not a curated record. The coding region runs from base 124 to 342 and encodes 72 amino acids. Lineage: Eukaryota; Metazoa; Arthropoda; Insecta; Hymenoptera; Formicidae. The transcript is spliced from 3 exons.
UUCCGUAUACCGUUCACUGAUUACGCUUCCGUUUAUAAAGCUGAUCAAGAAAGAGUCUUUUAGUCUUAGUCCACGCACGGGCUUAGAACAAUCAAACGCACAUUCCGUGUACAAAGCGCAAACAUGGCCAAGUCCGGAAUUCAUUUUCUACUAUUGCUGAUUAUCACAGUGAUUUUAAUAUCGGCUAUGCCACAUCCCGGCGACCAUCAUGAACAUACGCACUUCAUCAUUCACGUGCCACAUCAUAUUCAUAAGCAUCAUCACACACAUGUAAAGAAGAUUUACAUACCAGUCAAGUCAGACGAUCAUCAUGAGCACGAAGAACAUGAAGAUGGAUGGUAAACUAUACUGUUUCGUAAUUUUUUCGUAAUUAAUGAUGAAGAUGAGCUCUUCGAAUAUGCUAAUUGACGAGGUUCUGACGAUGUUAUUAACUUGUUAUUGUUUCUCACUAUUAAUUGUACAAAAUAAAACGUAUUUAUAACUUAUUUAACUAUUUUCUUAUCGCAUAAACUCUU